Molecule: messenger RNA, 3339 nt
Organism: Gymnodraco acuticeps
Lineage: Eukaryota; Metazoa; Chordata; Actinopteri; Perciformes; Bathydraconidae
Gene: osmr
Product: oncostatin M receptor
Exons: 17
Coding region: 1-3339 (1112 amino acids)
Molecular function (GO): protein binding
Source: RefSeq, a predicted model, not a curated record
AUGGCACACUGUUUUUUCUUUAAACAUUUCUGUAUUGAAAGGUGUUUAAGUUUUAUAACAUGUUUUAUUGACCUGCUUGGAUUGUAUUUCAUAUUUUCUGAGGCUCAUAGUGGCUGCUGCUUCAACUCUGUUGGUCAGCCGCCAAGCCCGAGAAUCACUCAUCUGCAGGCUCUGGGUGACCAGCAGAGCCUCUUGGUGAACUGGAUGGUGAACAACAGCAGCUUAGUGGGAGAUAUUUAUGAGAUCCAUAUCGGCCGCACCGAGAACCACACUGUUAUUUAUAAUAAAAAUCUGAGUAUUUUUUCUGUGGAUCCAGUGGAAUAUGCAUGGACAUGGACCUCAGGCGUGCCUCUGGGUUGUGUCGAUCACUCAGUCAGGAUACGACGAUUCUAUAAUCAGUCUGUCCCGAGUCCCUGGAGUAACUGGAAAACAAACAAUAGAACCCAGGCGAAGGAUAAGACAAGGAUCUUCCCCAACUAUCGGGUGCUGAGAGAGAACUCCAGCGCCAUGUUCUGCUGUGUUCCCCCUAGAGGAGUCCAUAUUACCAGCAUGUCCUUCAGCCACAGCAAAUACCCUCUUAUGAGCAUUGGAGCGGGGGUCAAGGCAAUCACUGUACACAACCUGAAGAUCCCAACAGUGCGCUUCAAAUACCUUUUAAUCUCAUGCAAUGACACAACAGGCAGGCAGAGUGAUGUCUGGAACUUUAUCAGUUUUCCUCCCCAGAAGCCCAGUAACAUCAGCUGUGUGACCUCAGACAUGACAAGUGUCUCUUGCACCUGGGAUUCAGGCAGAAAACGAGACGAGAACGACCGCAACACGCAAACACGCACUCUUCACAUAGACAACUCAGACCAGCCUCCCAUCAACUGUGAACAGUCGUCUUGUACUUUCCCCGCCAUCCCUAACUUGAAGGAAUACAACAUCCGUGUGGUGGUGAAGGACCUGCUGGGAGAGGAGACGGAGAGCUACAGCUUCAACAUCUCUGACAGAGUGUCACCUGUGGUGGAGUUGGAGAGAGUGAGCCUCGGGGCGACACACAUCAUCGUGUUCUGGAUCGUACAUGAGAACUUGACCCGACUGAACCUCCUCUGUCAGGUCACUGCAGACCCAGGAAGUGCCACCAAACUGAGGUGCAAUAGUGUGAGUGGUCGAUGCAAAGUCACACUGGAAUAUCUGUUACCUAACACCCCCUACUCUACCAGAGUGCGCUGCUCUGUGGACGGCCGGCUCUGGGGGGAAUGGACCAAGCCCAGAUCCUUCAAAACCUAUCCGUUGGUGACCUUGGAUGUAUGGAGGAGAAUGAAGCAGCUGUCCGACCCAAACAGUCGUCAAGUUACUCUUCUGUGGACUCAUGAUGUUCCUGACUCAGCAGCCACGAUCAAAGGUUUCAUGGUGCAGUGGUCGCAGGGAAGUCUAAACUGGACUGAGCGGAAGGACAGUGGACAAACCCAGGCGCAGGUCUCCAUUAAUCUGGGACAGUAUGACUUCACGGUCCGGGCUCUUCUCCACAGCGGCUCGGCCAUCCCAGCUCACAUCAUCAUCCCCCAGAAGGACAUCGAUGAAAUCCUCCCGGUAAAGAGGCGUUUGAGCAGCAGCCCUGCUGGUUUUAAUCUGACCUGGGAUGAGCUUGAUACAGUCACCUGUGGCUACACUGUGGAGUGGUGCAUUCUGGGAAACGCUGUGCCUUGUAAUGUGCAAUGGCUGAAUGUGAAACAAGGCAACAAAACAUUGUUCCUACCUGCCAGCUAUUUCAAAGCAGGUUGUAAGUAUACAUUUAAUAUAUAUGCAUGCACAGAACAUGGACACAGACUACUGGAAGUACAGAUGGGAUACUCACAAGAGCUUAAAUCUGUACAGUCCCCGAUUCUGGUUGAACCUGUUCAGAGUACUUCCUCAUCUGUGACUCUGGAAUGGAGUUACAAUGAGGACGAUCCGGCUCACACGGCAUUCAUCACUGGUUACCUGGUAACAGGACAAGAGGCAGGGACUGAUACACCGCCAGGUCAUGUUGCAAAUGUGUUCAACGUGUCUGUGGUAGACCCUCGGAGGAAGUCUGUGACCAUAGAGGGUCUUCAGCAAGACCACAACUACCUUUUCUCUGUGAGCGCUCUCACUAAGGGGGGGCCUGGACAAUCCACCAGUAUUACCAUCAGGACCAACACCAACUACUCUACUCACCUGGCCAAGAUACUGACUCCCAUGUUGUUACUGUUGGGCUGCAUCAUUGCACUGUGGCCUCAAAGAAAAAUUCUGAAGAGCGGGCUGAGAGAGAUGUUUGCUUACCCGGCUGGUAUGAACAUAAAAACUCCUGAGUUAGACAGUUUCCUGCACGAGACUGGGGAGAGGCUGCAGGCUCUGAAGGUGGAGGAGUGCUGCACCUGUGACAUAGAGAUCCUGAACAGUAGACCUCUUCUGAAGGAAACAUCUGCACUGAGAGACCCUGCACCCCUGAACCCACCCCCCUCUCCUGCUCCCCAGAACCCACCGCCCUCUCCUGCUCCCCUGAACCCACCGCCCUCUCCUGCUCCCCAGAACCCACCGCCCUCUCCUGCUCCCCUGAACCCACCGCCCUCUCCUGCUCCCCUGAACCCACCGCCCUCUCUUGCUCCCCAGAACCCACCGCCCUCUCCUGCUCCCCUGAACCCACCGCCCUCUCCUGCUCCCCUGAACCCCACCGCCCUCUCCUGCUCCCCAGAACCCACCGCCCUCUCCUGCUCCCCUGAACCGACACCGCCCUCUCCUGCUCCCCUGAACCCACCGCCCUCUCCUGCUCCCCAGAACCCACCGCCCUCUCCUGCUCCCCUGAACCCACCGCCCUCUCCUACUCCCCUAAACCCACCGCCCUCUCCUGCUCCCCAGAACCCACCGCCCUCUCCUGCUCCCCUGAACCCACCGCCCUCUCCUGCUCCCCAGAACCCACCGCCCUCUCCUGCUCCCCUGAACCCACCGCCACCUCCUGCUCCCCUGAACCCACCGCCCUCUGCUCCCCUGAACCCACCGCCACCUCCUGCUCCCCUGAACCCACCGCCACCUCCUGCUCCCCUGAACCCACCGCCCUCUCCUGCUCCCCAGUCCUCUGCUCCAAUCACAUCUCUCUCCAGUGUCCUGCUUGAAACAGGCUACUGUACACAGUCAGUCACAGUGCUCAGAGACAGACCAGACGUCCAACAGAUGACAUACAUCAACAACAACAACACUUUUUAUCACACCGUGGAGGAAGAUUCAUCUGAGGCACAACAACUCAUGUUCUCUGAAAUCAAAUCAAGCUUUGAGCCUUCUGACAGUGUGCAUGAUUCGUGUAGUGUUAUCUAUGGUUAUAUUUCCAAUAACACUUUAUAA